Chara braunii is the source of this 1595-nucleotide messenger RNA. The record is from the annotation of a GenBank genome assembly. NCBI's taxonomy places the organism in Eukaryota, Viridiplantae, Streptophyta, Charophyceae, Charales, Characeae.
AUCAGGGUGCAUUUGUAAAAGGAAGAUCGAUUUUGGAUAAUAUUGUCACUGUGAUUGAGUCAAUGGAGAUAAUCACAGAAGAACAAUUAGAUAUGACAAUUGUUCUCCUUGACCUGGAGAAAGCCUAUGACAGAGUUAGUUGGCCAUUUGUCCUGUCCACUCUACGUCAUAUGGGCAUUGGACCAAACUUUUGUGAAUGGGUUAAAACCUUGUACUUCCAUGCAACUGCAUCCAUCAUGAUCAACGGUAGAAUCUCACCCUCCUUCCCACUGAUCAGAUCAGUACGACAAGGAUGUCCACUGGCGCCACUGCUUUUCGUUAUGCAGAUGGAUGUGUUGCUCAAUAAAGUAAGGUGCAACCCCUACAUAGUUGGUCUGCAUACUCGUGGUCACUUACAGUUCAAAGGAAACGCGUUAGCAGACGACCUCACAAUUGUGUCUAAUAACACGGCAAACUCACUCAGAGCGGUUAAGGAGACAUUAGUAGAAUAUUGUGCACUUAGUGAGGCUCAAGUCAACUGGUCAAAAUUGAUGUUUUUCUUGCCGGAACAGUUUGAGAUUUGUGUAGACUUUGGGAUGAAAAAAAUUCCCGCUGAUUCUUCUGAAAGGUUUUUGGGUGUACAAGUAUCCUUACAGAACUGUGCGGAGACGCAGGACAGGAUUCUGGUUGGGAGGGUGGAACAGCGAUUGCUGAGGUGGAAGACCAUUUAUGGCCUAUCACUAUUUGGCAGAGCCCUGAUAGUGAAUGCGGCAGUAUUUUCCCAACUCUGGUACUCAGGAGUUGUCAAGCCCCUUGGGAAAAAGCCUGAAAGAGACAUCAGAACAGCGGCCUCAAGAUAUAUCUGGAAACCGGAUGCAGAGGAGAAUAAGGCCCACAUGUCCAAGAUAUCAUGGGAGAAGCUUACUGCACCACAGGAAGAAGGAGGCCUUGCCGUGCUGGAUCCAGUUCGCCAGAACAAAGCCCUGCUUGGCAAAUGGUCCAUAAGAGUUGCCCUUAACGCAGAAGAUCGCAGCUGGGUUGCACUGGCGGAAUACAUCCUGGCCAAAUCCUGGGGCCUGUGUAGAGGGGAAGAUGUUGUGAUGUUGGCUCCAUCAUACCAGCGAAGGAGGCCGAAAUCCCCCUUCUCGCAAGGAGUAAUCCAGGUUUGGAAGACCCUCGCACUAGCAUCGCUGAAGGAACCUCAAACGCGAGAUGAGGUACUGCGACAGCCUCUUUUUGAAAACCAGUGGAUAAAGAAGGGGGAUGGGUCGGUCUUCACGAUUGCAGGACAAGGGAGCUUCGGGAGAUCGUGGGUGGAAAGGGGAGUACUUCAGAUCGAGGACCUGUGGGACGAGCCUCAGAAAGGGUGGAGGAGUACCUCGGACCUGAGAAGGAACCUAGGGAGACUGUGGCACAUCGAAACAAGGCGGGAUGAACUGAUCCAAGCCAUUCCUGAAGAAUGGAAGCAACAUUUAGGAGACUCACCUUCAACAGGCCGGUGGUACCGCCCCGUUCUCAGCGUUGGCAGGGACCCUUAAAUCCUGAAGCAAGUCAGCCAAGAUAAAGUGGAAGUCUGGGAGAGACAGACUAAAGAUGGGUUACGGGACAAUAGACGA